AUGAACACAUUUUUUUAUCUGAAUCCUGUUUUGAAACCUAUAUUCUGUGGAUCAUUUAAAAGUUACAAUUUAAAGUUGAAUAGAAAUGUUAAUGGAACUAAUAAAAGACCAGAUUUUGUAUGUCGCAUAGAUCAACUUCCGAUAUUAAAUUCAGAAGUAAAGCCAAUGGGCGAUACAAUAGAAUCUUUUGUAAUGGACCUCGAGUAUGAUGGCAUUUACAGAACAUGGCCUUUUAUGAAAACACAAAUUAUAAUAGACAAGCCAUCAGUUCCACUUUUAGGAUCUACAUUGACACAUUUAAUUGCAUUGGAGGUAUACAAUGUGUCGCAUUUUAUCAUGUGA
Entrophospora sp. SA101 is the source of this 342-nucleotide messenger RNA. NCBI's taxonomy places the organism in Eukaryota, Fungi, Glomeromycota, Glomeromycetes, Entrophosporales, Entrophosporaceae. The record is from the annotation of a GenBank genome assembly.